This is a messenger RNA of Dermatophagoides pteronyssinus (European house dust mite), 3037 nucleotides long. RefSeq lists its product as uncharacterized. NCBI's taxonomy places the organism in Eukaryota, Metazoa, Arthropoda, Arachnida, Sarcoptiformes, Pyroglyphidae. Gene Ontology annotation, cellular component: PRC1 complex. The record is from RefSeq and is a predicted model, not a curated record. Gene Ontology annotation, biological process: negative regulation of transcription by RNA polymerase II. Gene Ontology annotation, molecular function: metal ion binding; promoter-specific chromatin binding.
UUUGAAUUUGUUCAUAUGAUUUGAAAUCAAAACUUUAGAAUUGACCAUAGAAUCUCUGAGUGUCUUUCCAUCAAAUUUUUUUCGCCGUUGUGACAUAUAAGAAUCAUUCGAACAAAAUGCCUGUCGAUAAUAAUGAAACAAAAACAACAACAACAAAUGCUGCCAAAAUGAACUUAUCAUCAUCAUCAUCAACGACAACGAACAUAACAACAACAUUGACAACGAUAAAUGUUGGUCAAAAAUCCGAUCAUCAUUCAUCAUCGUUGUUUAAUAAUAAUAAUAAUAAUAAUAAUGUUUCGAAAAGAAUCGUUGAUAAUGAAAAUUGCAUUCCAUCAAAAGAUUCAUCAUCGACAACAGCAACAACGAUCAUAUCUAAUAAUGAUGAAACGAUUAAAUAUUUUUUAACAGAUUUCAAUGAUGUUAUUACUUGUUUUCUUUGUAAAGGUUAUCUGAUUGAUGCUACCACUAUAAAUGAAUGUCUUCAUUCUUUUUGUAAAACCUGUAUAUUAAGAUAUUUUGAUGAUGAUAAUAAUCCAAAAUCACGAUCAUGUCCAAAAUGUGAUACACAAGUUCAUAAAACUAAACCAAAACUUAAUAUUCGUUCGGAUCCAACUCGACAGGAUAUUGUUUAUAAAUUAGUUCCUGGACUUUAUAAAAGCGAAAUGAAUCGUCGAAAAGAAUUUUAUCGCCGUUUUCCUGAUAAAGCUAUGGGUCUUUCGAAUGAAGAAAAAGGUGAAAUUAAUGGUGAACGAUUAAUCCUAUCGAAUGAUGAUCAAAUUCAAAUAACAAUUGAAUAUUUUCCCGAAGUAUCAAAUCCAUUUCCAUUAUUACCAUUCAAUAAUAAUGAUGAAAAUUCAACAAUCAAACUAACAAAUCUUAAUCAACGAAGAUAUUUAUUAGUUAAAUCAGGAAUGAGAGUUUUACAUUUGAAAAAAUUCAUACAAUAUAAAUAUGAACUUGAUCAAUCGAUUCAGGUGGAUUUUUUCUAUAAACAUGAACGUCUUAAAGAUGAUUAUACCAUUAUGGAUGUUGCCUAUAUUUAUUCAUGGAGAAGGAAUAUUCCAAUACCAUUAUAUUAUCUAAUAUUGGAACCAAACAAAACACAUGAUGAUUAUAUUUGGUUAAAUAAAUCAUCAAAUAUAAAUGAUAAAACAACAAAACUAACACCAUUAUCAACUGGUCGUCAAACAACAUUAAGACAAACACGUUUACAGAUGCGUCGAAUGAGCGAUUUAAAUCAUAAUAAUAAUCCAUUAAAUGUUAAUCGUCGUCGUAUGCGUUCAAAUAGUUCAAAUGAUUUACUAGUCGUUUCAUCAUCAUCACCAUCAAACCAUCAUAAUAAUAAUCGAAAAAAUUCCACAACAAAAUUCACUCCAAAAUCAGCAUCAACACCAUUAUCGUUGAACAAUAAUAAUAAUAAUUUAGAUUCCAAAUCAUCAAAAUUAUUCGAAUCAAUAUCAUCCACACGGACAACGACAUCUACUAAUAGUUUAUCAUCUGAAACACCGGAAAAAUCUUUUAUAAAUACAAUAAUUACAAACGCAAAUGAUAAUAAUAAUAAUAAGCGAUCUCCGACUGAAAAUGGUUCGACAGAUCAGAUUAUUCAUUCAGCUGCCAAAAAAUUAAAAUCUGAAUUUAAUAAUUUAUUGAAUGCAGUCAAUUCCAACUCUUCUUCCACCACCACCAACACUGCUGAACAAAUAACUGCCCCAAAGAUCUCAUCAAAUUCUAUUGUCCAGGUUGAUUCAGAAUUCAAAACAAAAACAACCGAGGAAACAGAAACAAAAACGGACAGCAAAAAAAGUGAAGAAAUUAAAAAACAAUCUCCACAGCAACAACAAAUUGCAAGUGUUACGAUUCCACUUUGUUCAGAAUCACAAAAUUCUUCCUCAUCAUCAUCAUCUUCAUCGUCAACUAUAUCAUUGAAAAUUGAUGAAAAUCAUAAAUUUAGUUUAUCAAGAGUGACAACUGAUACAACAAAAUCAAAACUACAAGAUUCCAUAUCAUCAUCAUCUUCUUCAUCAUCUAGUUCCAGUUCAUCUCGUUCAUCAUCACCAAUGACUUUGUUGAAUAAAAUAAUCAAAAAAGUUGAAGAAGGAAACGUUCAACAAUUGAACAAUGGUGGUGGUGGUGGUGGUUCUUCUUGUUUAUCACCAAAAUCCGAAUCUCCUAUUUCUGAGGCAACUAUUGAUAAUAAGGAAAAAAUCGACGCAAACAAAUCAUCGGAAGAAAUUUCUGAUCAAUUACCUUCACUUAUAUCUGCAAAUAGUAUCGCUGCAAUCGAAUCAUCAUCAUCAUCAUCGAAAUCAAAUCAAAAUUCCAAUCCAACAUCAUCAUCUUCGAACGGUGAUGGUGGUGGUGGAUUAGUAUUUUCAACUUUGAUAACCAUAAAUAGCCAACAAAAUUCACCAACAAAUGGUUCAUUGAAAAUUGAUAAAAUUUUAGAUUCACUUGCAUCGAUGGUCGAAGCAGAUGAACUAAAUGAUCGUAAAGCUUUGUCAUCGUCGUCGUCUUCACCGUCCAACAACAAUACAAGUUUACACAUAAACGGUGUUGAUACGAAAAAUGGCACUGUUGUCGAUUCAAAUAAAUCAGAUAUGAUUAUUACACCAACAACAAAUAAUAAAACAUCCAAAGUUCAAACGUCUAGCACGAAUGAAAAUGAUAUUAAUGGAAAAAAUCCCUUAACGAAUUUAUCAAAUAACAACACCAGUGAUAAUAAUGAUAAAUCAUCGUUAUCGGAUUCAAAACCAGUAACGACUACGGCUACACAUUUAUCAUUGAUCAAUACUGUAUUGAAUGGAAGCAACAGUUGCGAUACAGUUGGUAACAACGGUAGUGGUAGUAUGAAUGAUUUUCAAGAAUUUCAAAAAUUACUUUAUGAACAGAUUAAUAAAGCAACAUCGGUAACAACGAAUCAAUCAACCAAAUCAAUGGAUAGUAAUAAUGCAACGAAUAAUAAUAAUAAUCAUAAUCAUCAUUCAUUGGAAUCAUCAUCAUCAUCAGUUUGAAUGAUUGUUGAUAGAUAAUUCAAUCU